Molecule: messenger RNA, 3768 nt
Organism: Nannospalax galili (Upper Galilee mountains blind mole rat)
Lineage: Eukaryota; Metazoa; Chordata; Mammalia; Rodentia; Spalacidae
Gene: Cracdl
Product: KIAA1211 like
Source: RefSeq, a predicted model, not a curated record
GGAGUCCAGGGGCACACUGGGCAGCCGGGCCCUCUCACACGACAGUAUUUUCUUUCCUGAAUCGGGACAGGACCCUGCUCGACCCGUGCGAGUGUUUUCUCAAGAAAAUGUGUGUGACCGGAUUAAGGCUUUGCAGAUGAAAAUCCAGUGUAAUGUGAAAAUGGGGCCACCACCUCCGGGGGGCCUUCCUAUCAAGCGGGCAGAGGACACCGGCAUGAGCUCUGAAGACGAUGGGCUACCCCGGAGCCCCCCAGAGAUGUCUCUGAUGCACGACGUAGGUCCCAGCACAACCAUCAAGAUCUCUUUAGUAUCCUCAUCUCGAUCACAGUCUCCUGACCACACAAGCGAUGUUACCAUCUCCUCUCGGUCCUUGGAUGGCAACCUGGCACCUGUGGCUGACUUCAGCCACCCUCCGGAAUUCUCCUCCUGCCUGGACAACUCUGCAGCUAAGCACAAGCUCUUGGUUAAACCACGAAGGCAGCGGUCAACUACAAUGAGGCGACUGUCUUCGAGGGCACAGUCUGAAUCGCUGAGCGAUCUGACAUGCACCCCAGAGGAAGAAGAAAAUGAAAAGAAGCCAUUGCCCCAAGUCAGCACAGGAGAGAACACCAGCUCUGGGCAGCAGGAUUUGAUGCUGGACAGACAGCCUGAGACUGGGGGACCUGCCACCUUGCUGCCCCCUGGAGGGGCCCGUGCCAGACGAGCCCGCCUACAGCACAGCCCAGCACUCAGUGCCAGCAUGGAAGAGGGGGCCUCCCCUGGAGAUGAGCCCUCAAGUCGCCCAGCCACACCAGAUGUCACUGAGUCCAGGGCAGUCUCAGCCCCUCACUUGGAGUCCUCACCUCUGCCAGAAGGGUCCCCAUACCACGUACCCCACAGUGAAGUCCAGAAGGAAGAGCUGUCCAUCCCAUAUCUCCAGGUAGAGGGUACAGCUGAGGAGGUUUGUAUUUCUGGAGAUGUGGAAACUCCAUUAUCUACUGAUGUCCCCGAGAGGCACAUGGCACCUUCCCAAGAGGACACAGCACCUUCUGAGGAGGACAUAGUACCUUCCAAAGAGGACAUCAUGCCUCCCAAGAGAGACAUGACACCUCCCAGGGAGGACACACCACCUCCCAAGAUGGACAUGGCACCUCCCAAAGAGGACACAACACCUCCCAAGAUGGACAUGGCACCUCCCAAAGAGGACACAACAUCUCCCAGGAUGGACAUGGCACCUCCCAGGGAGGACACAACACCUCCCAAGAUGGACAUGGCACCUCCCAAAGAGGACACAACAUCUCCCAGGAUGGACAUGGCACCUCCCAGGGAGGACACAACACCUCCCAAGAUGGACAUGGCACCUCCCAAAGAGGACACACUUCCCAAGAUGGACAUGGCACCUCCCAGGGAGGACACACCACCUCUCAAGAUGGACAUGGCACCUCCCAAAGGGGACACACCACCUCUCAAGGGGGAUAUGGUACCUCCCAGGGAGGACACAACACCUCCCAAGAUGGACAUAGCAUCUCAUGAGGGGGACACAACAUCUCCCAAAAUGGAUACACCACCUCCAAGGAGGGACACGGCAUCUCCUGAGACUGUCACUGUCACCACGUUGGAGACAACCUCAGAUCCAGAGGGACAGGACCAAAAUUUCCAGAAGGAGGAGGAGCUGACCCUGGUGGUGCCCAGGCCUGAGGGAGCAGGGACAGAGUCCUCCACUGCUCUGGCACGGAGUCCUCCAGGGCCCAAGAGCUGCCUGAAGCACAGGGCCGCAACCGUGGACACUGCCCCUGGUGCGGCCCCUGUGGAGUCGCCUCAGGGGGAGCCCAGCCCUGGUGCCCAGGGCAGAGCUGCGGUGCCCUCGCUGCGCCCCAGACCUGCCCAUGCUUCGGCGCAGCAUGGGGGUCCUGAGAGGGCUGCCCUGGGGCGGAAGAGCGACCGGGGAAGCGAGCAGCGCAGCGUCAAGAAGUUCUCAGUGACCUCGUGCAGGGCGCGCUCCCGUGGAGGCAGCUCCCGGCCUCUGGAACAUUCUGGGCGUGCACCUGCGGUGGGUCGUAUGCCCCUGCUGAAGAGUGGCCCGGCCUGGAAAAGCGAAGCCGCUCUCGAUGACCUCCAGGUGCUGCCAGAGCCCCAGGACCAGAAGGCAGAAGGCAACCCUCGGGACUCAGGGGACAUGGGGACUAGCCAGGCAGGACCAGGCAGGAGCCCCCAGAAUGUGGAGCCAGGGGCUGCUGUGCAGGAACCAGCCCCAGAGGAGGACCUCAACCCCUUCCCAGUCAAGCUGCGGUCCACCUCGCUCUCACUCAAGUAUAGGGAUGGUGCUGCACAGGAGGCCAAAGCCGUCAAGAGGUACAGUGCCGAAGUCAGGCUGGAGAGGGGCAGCCUGGCUCUGCUCCCCAAGGAUGAGCAGAGUCUCGUCGGGGCUACCCCCAUCCUGAGAGGCGCCAGGUCUCCCAACGGGCAAGGAAAAGGGAAGGCCAGGUCUCCUGAACAACCCGGCGCCAAACCACCCCUGCCCAGGAAGCCACUUCUGCAGAGCCUCACCCUCCAGUACCCACCUGUGGGCCUGGACGCCAGUCCCGGAGAGCCUGAGAAGGUCAUCCCAGUCAUCUUACCCCCUGAGCCCAGGAAGGAGAAGUCACCACACCGGGCAGCUGAAAAGGGUCAGCCUCCUGCUACAGAGAGUCCUGGGGCCGAUGGGCAGCCCACACCACCCUGGAUCACCAUGGCCCGGCAGAAGCGGCGAGGGACCCCAGACCAGCCUCCCAACCAGGAAGACAAGCCUGGGUCACGGAUUCUGAAGACGGAAGCUGGAAAGCAAGCCAAGGAGCCCUUGAAGCAGGCUGACUUUGUCCGCAGCAAGUCUUUCCUGAUGACCCCUGCUAAGCCUGCUGUGACUCAGAGGCAGGGGUCAAAGCUCAGCCUCAAGGAAGGGCUGCAGAGAGGAAUCUCACUGUCCCAUCAGAACUUGGCAGCUCAGGCUGCAGGGAUGACAGAGAAGGAGUUGCAUCAGCUGAAGAGAGCCAGUUACACCAGUACAGAUCAGCCAUCCUGGAUGGAACUUGCCAGAAAGAAAUCUCAAGCUUGGAGCGACAUGCCCCAAAUCAUAAAAUAGAUUGGCAGCUUGCUGAUGAAGAAUGGCCACUGUGUUGACAGGCCACUUAGUUUAAAACUGCCAAUAAAUCAUGGCAAACAGACUGUGAAACUUAAGAUUGAUUUUAUCAUCAAGUUAUGAUGAGCUCCAGGAAGAGAAAUGAACCAGGCAAAACAAAGACAAACAGCAGCAAUCCUGGACCAGAGGGGCCCCAGCAAAAACAACACCGAAAAAGUCCAGGAACGAGUUUCUGUGCUGUAGUGCGAAUGUGAGCCUUUUCAAAUCCCUUUGGCAAAGAGGCCCUAGACAGGGCCCAGAAUGGAAAUGAAAAGGGGCUGUGUAUGUCAGAUGCCCUGCAAGAGCCUCCAAGGAGCCUCCCAGGAGCCCUGGGAUCUGCACUGUCACUCGCCAUCAGCCUGUGUCUCUGGCCACUGUCUUGCUGUGGACCUUGUCUUCUCUGUGUUUACUUCUAGGCAUGACAUUGAUAGUAAAAACAAGGGCGUGGUUUCCGAGAACAGCUACUAAACACUCAGAUGAUCUGAAGAUAGCUGCUCUGAGGAGAGGAAGGAUCGUGGCAGGGUUUGUCAAUUCAUAGACUGUUUCCAAAAACUAAUUUUUCAACUUUUCCACUAGGCAUCUGUGUCCUGAACCAUUGCACAGUGCAUUGCCUGUUUAAUAAAAGGUUUCAAACA